AUGUUGCCACAUUUUUUCCAAUCACAUGACAAGGAUAUUAUCGAUAUGGAUACACAAGAAAGGACUCGAUAUAUCAGUGAAUCGUCAAUGUCUGGCACCAGUGGCUAUUCAACAACAACAUCACCAGACCCUCGUAAUUCACCCAGCUCGUCCAACUAUUCUCCAGCACAUUCGCCAGCCACUAUACUGCAGGCGGAAUUCUCUAACUUGGCAUUGCCGCCAGCACAGAAUAAUAGCUAUCAGCAGCAACAAAUAUAUCCUAGCCAAUAUUUGCAAUUGCAGAAUGUUGCAAUAAACCAUACCGCACCAGGUUAUAAUAGUGACAACAACAACAUGGCUGUUAACUAUAGUUUUGGCACUGCAACGGUGGCGCCCAUUAAUUUCCAACAACCAACAACAGCCGGAGGAGCAUCAUCCUCAUACAUGCCCGUUAAACGUGAAUAUCCAGCUACCCUGCGCAUCGUCGAACAACCAGUUGAAAAAUUCCGUUUUCGCUACAAAUCGGAAAUGCAUGGUACCCAUGGUUCUCUGAACGGUGCCAAUUCUCAGCGUAGUACAAAAACUUUUCCCGAAAUCGAAUUGUGUGACUACGAUCAACCCGCCAUUAUACGCUGCAGCUUAUUUCAAGCCAAUCGUGACAGCCCCCAUUCCCAUCAAUUGGUAAUACGUGAAGAUGAUCAUGACAUUUGUGAUCCACACGAGUUGAAUGUGUCACCGGAUAAGGGAUUUUAUGUUGAAUUCAAAAAUAUGGGAAUUAUUCAUACGGCCAAAAAGUUCAUCGUCGAAGAACUGUUGAAAAAGAAACGCAAACGUUUACAGUUUGAACUGGGUCGGGAUAAUCUGACGACAAGGGAACAACAGGAGCUGAGCAUACAAACGGAAAGGGAGGCGAAGGAUAUGAAUUUGAAUCAGGUUCGUUUAUGCUUCGAAGCCUUUAGUGUUGAUAGCACCAACGGCCGAUAUACACCCAUUGCUGCUCCUGUUUAUUCCAACACAAUUAACAACCGUAAAUCGGCCCAAACAGGUGAACUGAAAAUCACCCGUUUAAGCAUUGCCACCGGCAGUGCCACGGGUGGUGAAGAUCUAAUAUUAUUGGUCGAGAAGGUCAAUAAGAAAAAUAUCAAAGUGCGCUUCUUCGAAAUGAACGAAGACGAUUUGGUGUGGGAGGCAUUUGCCAGCUUCCGUGAAUCCGAUGUCCAUCAUCAAUAUGCCAUUGUAUGUCGCACGCCAGCCUAUGCUAAUAAGGAUAUUGAUAAGCCAGUUGAGGUAUUCAUUCAAUUGGUACGGCCGUCCGAUGAUGAGCGCAGUGAACCGCCGGUGCUGUUUCGUUACAAACCCAGAGAUGCCGUCACAUCACGUAAACGACGUCGUACUUGUUCCUCAAUUUCGGGUAGUAGCAGCAGUGGUGGUAGCAAUUCGGGUUCCUUAAGCUCCGGAGAAUUGCCCCGUACCAUACAAGAACAACAGCAGCAGUUCUUAUCCAAAUUCUUGAGUGAGGAAAUUGAACGGCUAAUCAAUAAUGAGGAAUUGCGUCGGAAAUGUAAAGAUCUGUCGAAUGAAGAUUUGGUAGGUGGGGGUGUGGGUGCUGGCACAACAGAAAAGGAUGGUGCCGCCACCAACACCUCGGAUUCGAGUAAAUCUCUUUUGCACUAUAAAAAGCUAAUGAUUAGUAAAAAACUAAUGGACACCGCUAAGCAGCAGCAAGAACAACAGAAAUUAGCAGCCGCCGCAACCAGCAGCAGCAGUAGUUAUAUACAGCAAAUUGUUAAAAUAUAUUUGAAUGCUCGUGGCAAGGGUUCCUCAUUGGACCCCAACGAACGCCAACAGGCCGCCGACAGCAUAAACAAACUAUAUAGCGAUUAUUCGGAUCUAAAUCCAAACGGAGAUUCUCUCAUCCAUGAAAUGGUGGCCACUGACAAUAGCAAAUAUGCCAUACACUUGUGUCACAUCCUGCAACAUUUCCAAUUGCACAGCCUCUUGAAUACCAUUGUAAAUAAUAAAAAUCAAACUGCCCUGCACACCGUCUGCCUCUGCAAUCAUCCGCACUAUAUCCGACCCCUGCUGAGUCUCGGCUGUAAUCCAAAUGUACAGGAUAAAAACGGUGACACCGCCAUGCAUAUUGCGGUGCGUGAAAAACACACCGCCUGUCUGGAUUCAUUUCUAAUAUCGAAAAAGGAAUUGAAAUUGAAGUUACGUAACGAUGAUGGUUUCACGCCCCUACAUUUGGCCGUGCGUGAUAAUAAUUGUGAACUUGUCUCGAAGCUCAUCAAAUACGAUGCCAGUUUGGCACUGAUACCGAAUUCAAUCGAUGGCAAUAAUGCUCUGCACAUUUCAAUACAACAACAGAAUUUGGAAUUGGUGAAAAUAAUGUUGGACGGCAACAAUCACACCCAAGGAGGAGGUGGUGGUGUGGAGUCGCUUUUACAUUCUCGCAAUACAGCUGGCCUUACGCCUGUGGAUGUGGCCAGGCAAUUGGCCACAACCACCAAACAGGCUGGGGAAAUAUUGAGUUUACUGCAGGUGCACUGUCAACAAUCAACCACAACGACAACAACAAAGUCAUCAGCUGACAAUUCUCCUGCUGACAGUUGUUCAAAUCUGAUUAUCAAAGAAGAAGAACCCUCUUCACACUCCUCUACGGACAAUGAUGAUGAUGAUGGUGAUGACGAUGAGGAUAGUAAUAGUUAUAUGGAUCGGCCAAUGCCCCCAAUGGUCACAUUACCAGGACCCCUUGAUGCCAAUAAAACAAACAACAGAAAUCCAAAUAAGCUUAAUGACGAUGGUGAAUGUGCCAUGGAUGUACAAAUAAAAAUUGAGAAACAAGAAGAUGAUGCUGCAGAAUAUUUUACAACUUCACAAUUGACUACGGCCCUGGAAGAUCCCCACAUAUUUUCACAAUUGUCUAAAGUCUUAAGUGGCAACGAUUUGUGGAAACGCAAAUUACCAAUACCUACAUUUUAUCUCAGCCAACCGGAUAUGAUGUUGGACUAUGUUCGACGCAACAUUGAAAGUAUCAAUGUUCAGCAAUUUGCCCAGACAUUGCAAGAAAUUGAUUCAAAUCUAUUAGGAUUAAUAAAGAAAUAA
Musca vetustissima is the source of this 3084-nucleotide messenger RNA. It is a transcript of the gene Rel, whose product is annotated as nuclear factor NF-kappa-B p110 subunit. The record is from RefSeq and is a predicted model, not a curated record. Gene Ontology annotation, molecular function: DNA-binding transcription factor activity; DNA binding; protein binding. NCBI's taxonomy places the organism in Eukaryota, Metazoa, Arthropoda, Insecta, Diptera, Muscidae. Bases 1 to 3084 code for a protein of 1027 amino acids. The transcript is spliced from 5 exons. Gene Ontology annotation, biological process: canonical NF-kappaB signal transduction; regulation of DNA-templated transcription; innate immune response. Gene Ontology annotation, cellular component: cytoplasm.